Messenger RNA from Dermacentor silvarum, 1150 nucleotides. It is a transcript of the gene Txl, whose product is annotated as thioredoxin-like protein 1. The record is from RefSeq and is a predicted model, not a curated record. The transcript has 8 exons. Lineage: Eukaryota; Metazoa; Arthropoda; Arachnida; Ixodida; Ixodidae. Bases 85 to 948 code for a protein of 287 amino acids.
GCGUUCUACAAAACUCUCUGUCCGCCGGUUGUCUCGACGUUCCUAUCGUUCUGUUUGCGCGAAUAUCGUUUCGUUAAAGAAAAGAUGCCAGUGAAACUAGUAACCGAUGAUGCUCGUUUUCAAGCGGAAUUAUCGAACUCUGGAGCUAGUCUUGUCAUAGUGGAUUUUACAGCGAGUUGGUGUGGGCCCUGUCAGAGGAUGGCACCCGUGUUCGAGUCCCUAAGCAACAAGUACACGCAAGCAGUGUUCCUGAAAGUGGACAUUGACCAAUGUCAAGAAAUCGCUGCUGCUCAGGGCGUGAGCGCCGUGCCCACGUUCGUUUUCUUCCGGGCCAAGGCGAAACUAACCACUCUGCGAGGUGCCGACCCGAACACCCUCGAAGCCAAGAUCCAGGAGCUGCUGAGUUCGGAGCCUCCGGAGGGAGCUCCCACCGAGAAGGUCCAAGGCCAUGUUGACAUGUCAACAUUCUUCGAUCGCAGUGCUCAGGAAUGCUUAAAUGAGUCUGAUGACCACCCUCUUUCUGGCUGCCUGUCGUCAGGAGAUGGAUAUCUGGAAUCCGAUUGUGAUGAGCAACUAAUAAUUUCUCUAGGAUUCACACAGCCCGUGAAACUCCACUCCAUCAAGUUUCAAGCACCUAGUGCCAUGGGUCCCAAGACUGUCAAGUUGUUCAUCAACCAGCCCAGGACUCUUGGAUUUGACCAAGCGAUUGGAAUGGAGGCAGUGCAAACACUUGAGCUCACUGGUAAGGACGUUGAGGAGGGAACAGUGAUGCCUCUGCGUUUCGUGAAGUUCCAGAAUGUGCAGAACCUACAGAUCUUUAUCAAGGACAACCAGACAGGAACAGAAACCACACGCAUCAACUACCUAGUGAUCUAUGGCAGCCCAAUCAAUGCUACGAACAUGGGAGAUUUCAAACGGGUGGCUGGAAAGAAAGGAGAAAGUCAUUAGGAAGCAAGAAGAACAUGCCUUACACUGGAGUGGCCUUGUGAUUUACUGCUUUGCUUUAGUACGCAAUAUUUGGGGGCUCGAGAAGCAUCACCCAGAGCAGGAUUUUCGACAUGGCAUCGACUCAGGAAAGGGUGCCACAGAAACUCAUUCUGAUGCACAUGUACAUUUGAUGCUAAAAUAAAGCGUUUUUCAGGGGCUUCAA